UUUUUCAACCAAACACGGCCUUACUACGCGAUGGGAGUGGUUUCACGAAGCAGAAAAACGUGGUAGUUGGAGCUCAAUUACGUUCAAAAUACCCAAUCACUGUUAGCUGCACUGUUAGUUCUCGCACAAUUCGUGGCUCUCUCACUCUCUCAAUGGCCUGCAAUACUCAAACAAUCCGACACUCAUUCAUAUCUCUCUACAACUCCAAAUGUUCUCAUGUUUUUACAAAGAAUAUUCUAACCACGUUUCCGGCACGUUUUUCUUCUCGUAGCUCAAUGAAAUUAGCUACUUCUUCACGUUCUGCAUCCGGCAUUAGCUUUAGCAGCAGUAGCUUCACGUGGAACGACGUCGUUAAAGUCUCUCAACCAGACUAUUCUCCCGACGAUUCAUCCGAUCUAAACGGCUACUUCGAAAAAAUAAAAAUCUGCAAUCGCGGUUCAGAAUUGCAAUCCGAGUUUGUUCCUUUUAUCAUCCAGGGCCAAGUUGUGGGUUAUUUACAUAAUCGUUUCGCUUGGCAGUUAAGGAGAUAUGGUGAAGUAUUCGUUUAUUCUGAGGACAAAGGAUGUCACGUGACGUUAAAUUCAAAGCUAAAAACAGCGGAGGACAGGACGAAAGCUGUUGGAGAAGUAAUUAAAUGCUUGGGGGAAGAAGUGAUUCCAGGUAUAAGAAAUGAGCUGUACCCUGUAACAUCAUCCUUCGGGGCACCAAUUUUUUUCUCCCUUGAACGUGCAGCUGCUCCAUAUUUUGGAAUAAAGGCUUAUGGAGUUCAUAUGAACGGCUAUGUCGAAAUAGAUGGGCAGAAAUUUCUAUGGAUUGGAAAAAGAAGUCAAGUGAAACCUACUUAUCCAGGAAUGCUUGAUCAUCUAGUUGCUGGAGGAUUGCCACAUGGUAUUGCUUGUGGGGAGAAUCUUAUGAAGGAAUGUGAAGAGGAAGCAGGAAUACCUAGGUCAAUAUCCAAUGGAGCUAUACCAGUGGGUGCUGUUUCCUAUAUGGACAUUGAUGGGUACCGAUAUAAAAGAGAUGUUCUAGUUUGUUAUGAUUUGAAACUACCUGAGGAUUUCAUACCUGAGAAUCAAGAUGGAGAAGUGGAGAGCUUCAAGUUGAUCCCUAUCACACAUGUUGCAAAUGUCAUACGUAGAACAGAAUUCUUCAAGCCAAACUGCUCACUUGUCAUCACCGAUUUCUUGUUUCGACAUGGGUACAUUUGUCCUGAAUCCUUUAGGUACUUGGAUCUGCUGCAAAGUUUGAGAAGGGGAGAUUGCUCCUAAUUAUAUUUGUGAAAAAGAAAAAAGAAUUUGAGCAUUUUCUGUUAAGGAAAAAUAAGGUAUUAAUAAUUGAGUAGU
Pistacia vera is the source of this 1343-nucleotide messenger RNA. Its product is annotated as nudix hydrolase 20, chloroplastic-like. The record is from RefSeq and is a predicted model, not a curated record. NCBI's taxonomy places the organism in Eukaryota, Viridiplantae, Streptophyta, Magnoliopsida, Sapindales, Anacardiaceae. The transcript has 9 exons. Gene Ontology annotation, molecular function: 8-oxo-dGDP phosphatase activity. The coding region runs from base 153 to 1268 and encodes 371 amino acids.